UAUGAUUUCACAGAUCACUUGGUUUGGGGUCUUCAGUGGCAUUGGAUUGGACACUGUUGCCUGAUUCUGAAUGAUGACAGAACAGGAUUUGGCAGAUGUGGUUCAGAUUGCAGUAGAAGACUUGAACCCAGAUCAUCCAGUUGUGUUGGAGAAUCAUGAAGUGACAGAUGAAGAUGUAGAACCUGCUCUGAAACGCCAGCGGAUAGAAAUUAACUGCCAAGAUCCCUCUAUUAAGUCAUUCCUGUAUUCCAUAAACCAGACAAUAUGCCUACGGUUGGAUAGCAUUGAGGCAAAGCUGCUGGCACUCGAAGCUACCUGUAAAUCAUUGGAAGAAAAAUUGGACCUCGUCAUGAACAAACAGCAUAGCCCUAUCCAAGUCCCCAUGGUGGCAGGUUCUCCUCUUGGCGCUACGCAGACAUGCAAUAAAGUGCGAUGUGUUGUUCCCCAGACCACAGUAAUACUGAACAACGAUCGGCAGAAUUCAAUUGUAGCCAAGAUGGUGGGGCAGGAAGAGCCACUGAGCAGAACAGCGGAUUCUCUGGAAAAUAUCCUUAGCAAUGCUGUUCCCGGACGUAGACAAAACACCAUCGUGGUGAAGGUCCCAGGGCACGAUGACAGCCACAAUGAAGAUGGGGAGAGCGGCUCUGAGGCCAGUGAUUCAGUUUCCAACAGUGGCCAGAUAGGAAGCCAAAGUAUUGGGAACAAUGUUACCCUUAUUACCUUGAACUCUGAAGAGGAUUACCCCAAUGGGACGUGGCUUGGAGAUGAAAAUAAUCCUGAGAUGCGAGUCCGUUGCCCCAUCACCCAAGCUGACAUGUUGCACAUCAGCACGAACUGCCGCACAGCUGAGAAGAUGGCACUGACGUUGCUUGACUACCUCUUUCACCGAGAAAUUCAGGCUAUUUCCAACCUUUCAGGGCAGGGGAAGCAUGGGAAGAAGCAGCUCGAUCCUCUAAUGAUAUAUGGGAUUCGAUGCCACCUUUUCUAUAAAUUUGGAAUCUCAGAGUCUGACUGGUACCGGAUCAAGCAGAGCAUAGACUCCAAAUGCCGGACUGCUUGGCGGCGGAAACAGCGUGGCCAGAGUCUUGCAGUGAAAAGUUUUUCACGACGGACACCUUCCUCGUCAUCAUAUAGUGGCUCAGAGGGCGCACAAAGUACAGUGUCGGCUUCUAAUGAGAUCCAGCAGAACCAGCCGCAAGCCCUCCACUACGCACUCGCUAAUGCUCAGCAGGUUCAGAUUCACCAAAUAGGAGAAGAUGGACAAGUUCAAGUAAUCCCACAGGGUCACCUCCACAUAGCCCAGGUCCCUCAAGGCGAACAGGUCCAAAUAACGCAAGACAGCGAGGGUAACUUGCAGAUACAUCAGGUUCACGUUGGUCAAGAUGGGCAGGUAUUACAAGGUGCGCAGUUGAUAGCGGUUGCUUCAGCUGAUCCUGCUUCUGGGGGUGUCGAUGGAUCUCCGCUCCAAGGAAGCGAUAUCCAGGUCCAAUACGUCCAGCUGGCACCAGUGACGGAUCACGCUGCUACUACUCAAAGCACCGAUACCCUCCCAUCGGCCAUCCAGCCAGAAAUGCAGAUAGAGCACGGAGCGAUCCAGAUCCAAUAGCGCGUUGGAACUGUGAAAAUUGGAAAGACCCAAAUGCAGCGACCACGGUCGGGAGCCAGAGGGCUGCGGCUCAUAUGCCACGACAGGCGGAAGGAAAGGAUGACAUCAGACUCGUUGACCUUUUCAAAUACGUCUCCUGUAAAUAUCAGAGUUCUGUCUAUUUGUUCAUUUUCGCACACGUGGGGCUAGGGUCUCACCUGGCACGAAUCGGCAAAGGUCUGUUGGUUUCAAUGGAACGACACCACUCUACCAGCUGAGGAUAUGAUCUUCAAAGUAUCCAUGGUUAUCCCUUAGGUAUAUUUAAGAGAGAGAAAAUUCCAUCCAGAACGAAAAAAAGAAUAAUCAGAACAUGAAAACUGAAUGACCGGUCAUGUUCCAUCCUGUCAUUUCUUCUGUGAAUCGUAUCAUUGAAUGUCCAUGAUAUCUUAUCAGACAUGUUGCUGCUUUGCAGUACUUGCUUUACCAAUAGAAAAUGGAGAGCUCAAAUAUUUUUCACCGUUUAAACAGCUUUUUUAUUUGCUAUGGUGUUUAUAACAAAAAAUGGAAAACAUAAAAAAAAUAAAUAAAUAAAAAAAGAGGACCCCCCCCCCACCAUAACUGCAAGUCUUAGCCUUUUGCUGGUGUUUUCUGUUCAGUGUAAUGAAAAUGUAUUUGCAAAAGACUAACAAUUUUGUUUGUACUGUUGCUUAACUACUUUUCUAGGGGAAAAAUGCUAUAAAAUGCUGUAAUUAUGCAUUUCUAAUAAAACAAAUAAAUGUGUA
Messenger RNA from Alligator sinensis (Chinese alligator), 2367 nucleotides. It is a transcript of the gene BANP, whose product is annotated as BTG3 associated nuclear protein. Gene Ontology annotation, molecular function: DNA binding. The transcript has 12 exons. The record is from RefSeq and is a predicted model, not a curated record. Bases 71 to 1606 code for a protein of 511 amino acids. Lineage: Eukaryota; Metazoa; Chordata; Crocodylia; Alligatoridae. Gene Ontology annotation, biological process: negative regulation of protein catabolic process; protein localization to nucleus.